AUUCAAAGUUGUUCGAGUGAGAGCGCAACUUCUGCAAGAGGCGAGAGAAAGAGACUAAGGGAGAGCAUUCAGAACUGAGAAGAAGGUGCAAAAAUGGAGGAAACAAAUUGAGCAAAAACUUAGCAAACUUCUGCAACAAUCUUCAAUCAACUUUCGACGCUUUCAAACAAUCCCUCGAUCGCCGCCCAAUCCCUCUUGAUUCGGCGUCGACCACUUUUAUGCAAUCCCUAAAUCGGAGGGUUUCGUCUUUGACGGGGGAUCUCAAUUUGUUGGAAUCAAUGUCGUUUGGAACUGUGUCGUUUGAAGAGCUUCUGGGUCACUGCAAUCAGAUUUAUAAGCUUAAUCAUUCUAACCUUCUUCACCUUCAUUCUCAUCUUCAAUCUUUGGCUUACAUUCCCCAAGUGAUGGAGUUGAUGAUCUUGAAGAGGAUUUUAUGGCUCAAAGUAGUAGUUGUGACAGUCCUGAACCUGAGUCGCCAUUCCCUACUUUUCGUCAUGGAAUUACAUCCAACAAUAUGGAUGCUGAUUCAUUGUAUCCUUUCGAAUCCUUGUCAGUAUUACAGUUUAGCUUCAAGGUCCAGAACCAAGAAACCCCACGCAUCCUUAAUACAGUUUGUGAAGAAGAGAGAGAUGAACCCAAGUUAUACGAAUCUUCAAAAUUGAUACAUGUUUCAAAUGAAGACUAUGAAAUUCUGCCUUCUUACAUGAAAACUGUGGCUCCAUGGAAGGAUCUACAAUCUGCAGUUGAGAAGAUGAACUCAUUCCUAAGCAAGAAAGGAAAUACGAAACAGAACAAUUUCUUCCACCCUGAGGAACUGGAAUCAAUGGGAUUAGGUAGAGAUGAUUCCGAAGCGGAGCGCGUGCGGAAGAUGGUCCCUCUACUUUCAUACCCGCCUAAAAGUGUCAUGUCCAUCCUCGCUACCCACGAUAGUAUAUGGGACUAAAGGGAGAUCGUAUGUCCUGUUGCUGGUGCGCAUGAAACUGCUGAACGUUGAGACGAAUAACGGAAUGAUUUCUUAUAGAGUGCUGUAGAACAUCUCAUCUGUCAUGGCGAACAAAGUUUUGGUGACUUGAACUUUUUUCGUUUGUGGCUUUCAUAGAUUUGUAAAUACUGUAAUAAUGUAAUAUACGCAACAAAACGUCUGUUCAAUUCAGAAAGGUUUCAAGCAACACUAUUUGCAUAACCCUGUUUUCUCUUAUUUCAAUUACAGUUUAAAUUAGAAAAUUUUAUGUCAUGAAAUAUGUACUUAAGAUUUGGGAGUGAUUUAGCCCACAAGGAUACUUUAGCUCACAAA
This is a messenger RNA of Spinacia oleracea (spinach), 1294 nucleotides long. RefSeq lists its product as uncharacterized. The transcript is spliced from 8 exons. NCBI's taxonomy places the organism in Eukaryota, Viridiplantae, Streptophyta, Magnoliopsida, Caryophyllales, Amaranthaceae. Gene Ontology annotation, cellular component: spindle microtubule; outer kinetochore; kinetochore. Gene Ontology annotation, biological process: mitotic cell cycle; chromosome segregation. The record is from RefSeq and is a predicted model, not a curated record. Bases 434 to 943 code for a protein of 169 amino acids.